This is a messenger RNA of Epinephelus fuscoguttatus (brown-marbled grouper), 2737 nucleotides long. Its product is annotated as hydroxylysine kinase-like. Lineage: Eukaryota; Metazoa; Chordata; Actinopteri; Perciformes; Serranidae. Bases 554 to 1621 code for a protein of 355 amino acids. Gene Ontology annotation, molecular function: amino acid kinase activity. The record is from RefSeq and is a predicted model, not a curated record. The transcript has 5 exons.
AAACCAAACAUUACUUUACAAUAGUUGAGAUAAAAAUGUUGGCUGCCACAUUUACCAGUAAGACUUUUAUUUUGAAAUUUACAAACCAUAAUCCCAUAUAUUUUGAGUCUUCCUUGAUAAUAGUUUUACCACAAGAUGUACAAAUAAAGAUUUUGCGAAGAGGAAACAUUUACUUAAAUCUGGUGCUGACUUGUUCUUACUCUUUCACUUUCUCUAUCCAGCCCUCUCUUAUUAAAAUUAGUAACCGGAAGUUAUAUUUUCCCUGACUUUACACGGGUGCUACACAGAAAAAUGUCUGUACGCUGUGAAAAGCGAUGAUUCGUUACAAAAUGAGAUUUAUUCUAAAAUACGCAGUAUAACCUUAGUUUAUUUCACAGACAUAACCUACAUUGUUCAGAUUUAAACGCUACUGAUGUUUUACUUUGAAAAGUUCCACCGGAUGUAGAUGUUGUUAAUAACCCCCAUUAGGUUCAGUUAGGGUCAGGAUCUGCGAAAGGGUCACACCAGCGUGUCUCUGUCAUUCCCGUGGUGUUUUCACAUAGCCUGAGAAAUUAUGUCAGUGAAACAUGCCCAGCCCCACUUCAGCCAGUCUCAGGUGACUGAGAUGAUGAAGAGACUCUUCGACCUGACGCCAUCAGAAAUCCGCUCUCUGCCGAGCUAUGAUGACCAGAACUUUCAUGUGGUGUCCACUGAAGGUGGCGAGUACGUCCUGAAGAUCAUGAACUCAGAGGACAGCAAGAACUACGCCCUGAUUGAGAUGCAGACAUAUACUAUGUCUGUCCUUCACGAGAAUGGACUUCCUGCACAAACAGUCGUGCCCACCACCUCAGGACAGCUCAUGAGCCUGGAAGAAACAGAUUGCGGCUAUGGCCCACAGAAGUACCUGGUGCGGCUGAUGACUUAUUUGCCUGGGACCACCAUUUCCAAGGUCCCUUUAACACCACAGUUACUGUAUGAAAUUGGCAAGACAGCAGCCAGGAUGGACAAAAUCCUGCACAAGAUGGAGCACCCUCAUCUUGGCGUGGUGCAGAGAGAGAAUUUCAUAUGGAGUCUGUCAAAUAUUCCCCUCCUGGAAGGUUACGUCCAUUUAUUAGAUGGAGAUCCUCUUCAGGAGGUUGUGAAGUCUGUCAUUCAUCAGUACAAGACCUCUGUGGUCCCUAAACGCUCCAAUUUCCGCGAGUGCAUUAACCAUGGGGACUUCAAUGAACUCAAUGUGCUUGUACAACCUGAGGGUAACGGCCACAGGAUUUCUGGCAUCCUUGACUUUGGGGACAUGAACACUGGCUACUUCAUCCAUGAGCUCGCCAUCGCUAUCAUGUACAUGAUGACCAUACACCCAGAACCUGUAGAUGUGGGUGGACCUGUCCUCGCAGGGUGGGAAAGUGUCCUUCCCCUCAACGAGGCAGAGAAAGAUUGUCUCUAUGUGCUGGUGCUGUCCCGCUUCUGCCAGUCGCUGGUUUUAGCUCGUCACUCCGUAAUGUUGCAUCCGGAAAAUGAGGAGUAUCUGAUGAUUACAUCCAGGAGGGGCAUCCACAUUCUCCGUCGACUCUGGGAGCUUGGAAGGGAGCAGGUGGAGAAGGUGUGGUUUCAGAGUGCUGCUCAGUUCAGUGACAAGAAGUGAAAAAUAAGUAUGAAAGCCAUUCACACUUUCAGUGAACAACAGGGUGAUUCUACUGAGCCUUUUUUGUGAAUCAAGUGUAAUUUUAAGAUCACCAGUAAAAAGAAUAGAUUAUGUUUCAACACUAAAAACAUUUUACUCUUGAGAUUCAGAUAUAAUGUAGUGGGAAUACUACACAGUGUCUGAAUCCAAGAUGACUAAGGUAGCAGAUAUAAAGGUAGCAAUAGCAACAAUAGAUCAUGUACUGUAAAAGCAAAAUGUCUAUCAAAGAAAGCAUUUAAAAAGAAGAUAGGGAAAAGUGCUUUAUAGUGCCAUUUAUCAUGUGUAAUAAGUGCCUAAAGUCAUGAGGGAUUAUACACUCCAGUGGAUGUGUACCUUGGUGCUUCUCUGUAUGGUAACAGGCCACUUGGCCAGGCAUUGAAUUGAUUUUUAUGACAUUUCACAAAGACAGAGACUGCUUACAACAAACACAUCAACAGUGUAAGAGACUACAGCAUCUCCUCUGUAACAGAUUUUAUACCUUGGACAGCCAGUUUCAUUAGAUUUACUAAGAAUAAAGACAAAUGUAAUGCUCAGGUCACAUGUCAACUAAAGUGCAAUAAUGUCCUGCUAUAUGGAUUGUUGUGCACGUGAGACCUUUGUACAGUUAUACAUUAUGCUUCUCUGGGAAAUCUACCUCAACUUUCAGACUGUGUGUUUUAUACUUUGCCAGGGUCCAAAUGUUAACAAUUUAAUACUGUUACACUGCUCCAAUUAGACCAAUAAACAAAAGAACAGCCCCUUAAAUACUCGGUUGCUAUUUUUUUAUAUAUACUUAAAAGUGUGUCAUAAAUGUGUAUGAGUGGAGUGGUGAGAAACAUAGUUUUUAACUCAAUUUCUUCCAAACAGAAAAGGGCUUAAACAUGGGGAGUGAAGCUACACGACACACUAAGAAUACAAAGGAGACUGUCUAACAAGUGAAAGGGACAAGUAUCUUUUAUAUUUACAAGUCAGUCAGAGUCUUGGUGACCCAGAGAAAAUAUUCUUGACCACUUGCAGGAACAUUAGUGGUUAUUUGCUUCAGGUUUGGAGUCUAUAUCAUAUUGUAUAAUUGCUGUAUAUCACUGCUGUGUAACCAAU